Molecule: messenger RNA, 1614 nt
Organism: Ceratitis capitata (Mediterranean fruit fly)
Lineage: Eukaryota; Metazoa; Arthropoda; Insecta; Diptera; Tephritidae
Exons: 4
Coding region: 80-1384 (434 amino acids)
Source: RefSeq, a predicted model, not a curated record
UAUUUGCAAUCAGUUAAGUGUCAGGUAUCACGGGUAUAUGUCCAUACUUGCACCGAAAUAUCAAAAAUUUAUUUAAAAAAUGUCGAAGGCGGAGGUAGAAAGUGAUCCAAAUAUAUUAAGUACUAACGAAAACGGGACUGCAGCCCCGACUGGCAAUGACAAUGGACUAACAAUACCCGAGUGGAUAACAGCCGAACUUUUCGUGGAUCUUUUGAAGGAAAAAUUGCCAGAGUUUCGAGAAAUACGAAAUUUCAAAGCAAAACCGGCAGUGGCGCCCGGCGAGAAUUACGCCACCAUAAUGUUGAACAUCGAAAUAGAAAUCAGCACACAAUCUGACAAGGAAAAGAAACUCUCCUACAUGAUGAAGAUACCAAUUGAUUCCAUGCGCGAUCUAAUGCGGAAAUUUAACGUUUUUGACGUUGAAUCCAGCAUGUAUCAAGUUGUUGUGCCCGAAAUGGAACAGAUGUUUCGUGACGCCGGUGUCGAAGUCAAAUUCGGCGCAGAGUAUUAUAAUAUAAAUACACCAUCGGAGUUUGGUGUCAUAUUACUCGAAGAUUUGCGUCAGUAUGGCUUCAAAAAUGUUGAUCGCCUGGAAGGGCUCGAUAUGGAGCACACAAAGUGCGUACUGCGGAAGCUUGCGCAGUGGCAUGCUGCGUCGGCAACCCGUGUACAGACAAAAGGUCCCUAUUGCGACGAUUUGAUGAAUGGUUUCUUUACAGAUGAACAUUUUGAAAUGAUGAAACAAAUUAAUGAAAACUUAGGUAAUAUGUUCUUAAGUUGUGCAAAGACAUUCGAAGGAAAUGGGGACUAUAUUGAGAGCUUGGAAAAAUUCAAUGCCCACUAUUUUGAUAAGUUUUUCCGAGCCGGAAAGACCGAUCCGAGUGCUUUUAAUGUAUUAAAUCACGGUGACUGCUGGUCCAACAAUGUUAUGUUCCAGCACGAUACUUUUGGCAAGGUCAAAGAAACAUAUUUUGUGGACUAUCAAAUACCAAAGUAUGGAACUCCUGCCCAAGAUUUAUAUUACGCACUCAUUUCAUCGACCAGCUUCGACGUGAAGUUGAAGCACUUCGAUUACUUCAUAAAAUUCUACCAUGACAAUUUGGUGGAAAAUCUUACGCUUUUAAAGUAUCCCCUGCAAAUACCAACACUGAAGGAUCUGCAUAUAAUGUUACAUAAACACAAUAUUUGGGCUUACUCCACAAUGACCGGUGUUAUGGCAGCGGUUCUCUUGGAUCCCACCGAUAAAGCUAAUUUGGAGAGUCUCAUUGGAGAGAGCGAAGCCGGGAAUGAUUUCAAAAGACAGUUAUAUUCCAAUAAGCGAUACCAAAAACAUGCCAGAGUCAUAUUACCAUGGCUACUCAAUCGAGGUGUGUUGGAGUGCUGACCUUCAUAAAUAAAUAAUUAUUUCACAAUACUUUGUAUGCACACUUAGCUAUAAAAUUCUAUAAGUGCAAUUUUCGAGAUAAAAUUAUAAAUUGUUGAUAAGAGUGCAAUAACUAUUAAUGAAUUCUAUACACUCGCGUGUAAGUAUGUAUAUGUGUGUAAAUGUACGUAUGUACAAAUAUGCCUGUGAGAGAGGAAUUUUUAAAUAAAUGAAUUAAUCACUUGUAGAAA